Messenger RNA from Caenorhabditis auriculariae, 6786 nucleotides. The record is from the annotation of a GenBank genome assembly. NCBI's taxonomy places the organism in Eukaryota, Metazoa, Nematoda, Chromadorea, Rhabditida, Rhabditidae.
AUGCGGUGGCUGACGGCGAUUCUGACGGCGCUGGCGUGCGCGCCGCCUCGCUCCACCACCGCCACGGACAUGGCAUUCAUCCCGCUGACUAAAGAGUUUCUCGACAAACUCAGCAAUGAAACCAUCUACAAUCGUUUCGCCACGCCGACUCAGUACGACGGUAAGCCUUGAACUUUUGGGAAAGUUAUAAAAACUUUUAUGAGCCCCUUCUGGUUUCCCUUCAGAAAAAUUUGUCUGUCUUUUUUAUGAGAAUCCAUACAACUUCAAGCGCGAAUAUGAAUCAGUCUUUUGGUUUUUUUUUUUAAAUAAAAAAAAAUUUUCCUCUUUGCUUUAUUGAAAUUUUUUUAGUUGAAAAAACACUGGGAAUAGCUUCCAAAGAACAUUUUUCUUUUGCUGGAAACUUGAGACGGUUUUUGAAAAUAAGAACUAGAAAAUUACUUUUUUUGAAAAAAAGUAUAAAACAACGACUUUUCGGGGAACUGAAUUAGUUAAUAAUAAGAACCCGUAAUCCACUACGAUUUGGAAUACUACAUAGGCUUCCGUACAGAUUUACCAAAAAAAAACUGAUUCCACAGUUUCAACAAAACGUUUCUGAACUAUUUAACUUGAAAAAAACUAUUUUCAAGAGAAGAUCCAAGAUUCUUCUGACCGACCUCAAACGAAUUACGCUUAUAGUACCGCUUCACAAUGCUGUUGCGCCAAAAUUUUAAAAAUUGAACUCUCUCAAAGUACUUUGAUAAAUCAUCUUAACAUUACUUUUCUUCCCAGUUUUCAAUAUUCUCCUUUUUCAAAAUUGAAGAUGGCGGUGUAAAAAAAACAAAUGGAUGCUAGAGGUUUAGGAACAAAUUUCAUAUUUAUCCUUCGAUAUUACCUUUUUAAUCCGUCUCAAAAUUUUAAGUCGCCUAACAUUCCCAGACCCCACUUAUAAAUGGUGAUGACUAGUUCAGUCACUGUGUUGUCAGUGUUUGUAGCUUCUCUUUUGCCGUUCUCCCUGUUGGAAAAGUCGGCGGCUUUUCCUAGGUAGAGACGCUUCUAUUCCUAUUAUUUCGAUAAUUAUUUCCAGUGCUAACGUUGCCGCAUUUUUAGAAUACGUACGAGUUCAUGGAAAAGGUAUGCAGAGAGUGACUUCGCUUCUAACUCUGCUCUUUUCUAUAUCUGUUCUAUCAUCGCAUGCCACUGUCUUCCAACGUUUCCUACUCCGCUUUCUUUCGAUGGCACUAACAGCAUAGCUUUAGUUCAAAUAGUGCUGCAGAGAUGUAAUUUUCUCAGAACUUGUAACGCUUCAAAUUCGCGUUAACACCGCACUAUCCAGUUUGAUUACUGAAGCUAACUCAAGAGUGUUCUGACUUCACAAUAAAAGCAAAAAAUCAUUUAUUCACAAGACCCACUACCACUCAUUCAAGCUGUUAGUAUGCCGGUACGGAGCAUGCUCUUAUGGAAAAGUCAGGCACAAUGGGCUUAGAGUGCACUUCAUAAAAGCAUACCAACUGCGUUCAUAUGAAAGCUAUAUGUUGCUCCACCGCUUCAGUCACUUCAUUAAAAAAUUGUUGCUAGAGUUCGUAGCUGUACCGGUCUACUAAUAGUCGGUAAAUGUUGAUACAUUAGCGAACAUAAAGAUAUGCCUAUGUUAAUUUAUGUUGGAUCAUAACUUCAGAUAUUUUUGAUUCACUUUCUUGGUGAAUGUAUUGCCUACAGCCGGUUCAAGACAGCUUGAUUAGAUAUAUAUACAUCAUUUUAUUUGCGGUUGGGGAUUCUCUGAAAAUCUGCCCAAACACUCCUUGUUGUACCAGAUGAAGAUUCUGAAAGUAUCAACUUGCGCAACUUUCUAGUUUCCGAUAAAUACGGGCCAAAAGCCCAAAAUAGCCUAUUUAAUCGUUUUUUUUUUUGACUUCGAGUCGGCUUUUCUCAAAUCGAGGAAUUUGUGCAGGUUGAGUCUUUCAGAAACUAUUUCUGGUACAUCUAGGAGCGUUUAGACCAGUUUUCUGAAAAAUCCCGAAUGCAAAGUAAAAUGACCUCCGUUGUCAGGUACCUUACAAAGAAGCUCAUUUCACUCUGUGUGGGAUUUUGCAAAAAGUGGUUACUAUUUGACGCGUGAGAUGAAGAUUUUAGUCUCCACCUUCCUAUUUUUCCUGAACCAAAGUCAAAAAAGUUUUUUCAGUCCAGAAAAGUUAAACUUGGAACGCUCUUUUUCAAAAGUCUAAAUGCAUUCGAAAAUGUCUGGAACAACCACCAAGUGAAAAGAACUUCUUCGUGAUAGACAGCUGUAAAAUAUCUUAUUUGACAGCAUCUACUACCUACAAGAACGAAAAGCUGUAUUGAAUCGGACGAAAAUCAUCAAAACGUUUGCCAGAAGUGAAGAGUGAAUUGAAAAUAACCUGUGUCUAUCUUUAUGUUAGUUACUGUAGAAAUAGAUUGGAUAAAAUUUUCAGAUUCUAUGUUUUGUUUAAGGUAUUCCGACCAACGUGACUUUGUCGAUGUUCAUCGAGGGCAUGAGUUCGUUCAGUAAGUGUCUUGAAAUCAAAAUAAAAGAUGAACUGUGUUGAAUAGGCGCCCAAACGAUGGACUACCACUUGGACGUCUAUUUCCAAGAAGAAUGGUACGAUCAUCGUUUGGCUCACAACGACACGGCGCCGAUUCUCGUCAGAGACUUGAAAGUCUUCCACAUGAUGUGGCAUCCAGAUGUGUAUUUUGCAAACGCAAGAUCAGCUUCAUUUCAGGUUCUUUUCAGCCAUAGUAUAUUCUUAAAUGCUGAGCCGAGAAAAAUUGGACCUCAUUUGAGCUUUUUUUGGAAUUUUGCUGCAUCGCACUCGAUUUAAAAAAAAUACUGAAUGCAACUUUGUGGAGGAACUUUUUGUUUAAUUCCAAGUAUAGCCUGUGUACCGCGACUUGGAACUUUACCAAACGACAUUCCGCUGUGCCGCUGCGCGCCUUUGCGAACCUUGGUCGCGCUUUCAAUUUUUUUUUCUUUCAUUAAGGUACCCUACUUUCAUGUGCUCCCACAGCAAUAACAAUCAAUCGAAAGCGCGGCCUAGAUUCGAAAGACGCUUCGCGGACGCACGCAACGGAACAGCGGAAUGUCGUUCCGUGAAAUUUCAAGUCGUGGCAAACAGACUAUAUCUUAGUUUAUAAAUCAACCAAGUUUCAUCAAAAGUUUAACCGAAGGCUUCUUGUGUUAUAUUAAGCUUUUCUACUCAAAAAACAAGGUUUUCAGGACAUAACGGAUGACAAUUUCCUUGUAUGGGUAUAUCCUAACGGACGUGUAUGGUACGAUGCUAGAAUUUCAAUAGUAAGUUGAUUGUGUUUUGGUCGAUGGAAGUACAUUUUUCGGUUAUUGGCUCAUUUGGAAACCGUUCUGAUAUUUUUGAAGCCCUUUUCAAGCUUGAAAUGCUCUCCGCCGAUCUAACCAUUUUUGAAAAAAAACAUCAGAUAUGCUAGGUCUAUGAUUUUAUAGAACAUGUUUUUGGAUUCAUAUGAUAUCAAUUGCAUUCGCAUUAGUCAGAAACACCCUAUGAGGAAAUUCAUUUCAGGUUAGCUCCUGCAACAUGGAUUUGUGGAAAUAUCCGCUCGAUUCUCAGGAAUGUGCUCUUCGAAUCCUUUCCUGUUAGUACUGACGAAUCGGAAAUCUAAUUACUAGUGUAACUUCUAGACGCCUAUCCAAUGACAGUGUUGCGGCUCUUGUGGUCUGAAAAACCCGACGUUCCAGCUAUCGAUCGAAAUCCAGACAUUACGAUGCCAGACAUGUCUUUGAAAAGCAUCCGGACGGGAUACUGCAAUGGGACCUAUGCAACUGGUACGAAGGGGGAAUUCUGGAAAAUUUGAAAAAUUCUAACCAAAAAUGGCCAGUUUUCUACAGUAAUCCUCAGAAAUGUGUGUGAUGAGAUGAAGUGAAAUAAAAGAAAAAUGUUAAGUUUAUUUCAUCUACUAGAUAUCUCUUCUAAUUUCAAGGAAUCUAUAUGAAAAUUAAAAUGUAGCUGUUAAUAUAAAUUGAAUAUCAGGUCUCCAGAUUUUUUUAUACAGUACCGUCAGAAAAUAUAGGGGAAAAUGCAACUUUGGUGAGGGAUUAAAUCUUCCUGGGAGUUUCUGAAGCUGGGAUUUCUUUCAUAUGUUCUUAAACUACAUCAGAGUGUUAAAACUAGCAGUCAUCCCAACUCCAGGAAGAUUCAGAAAGAUUGAAUUCCUUAAGAAAGUUGUGACCGAAACUUCGUUUUUCAAGUUUUUUCAGACGGUACUGUAUCUUCACAGAAUAUUCUUAAUAUUUUCCUAAUCUUCUCAAAGAAGCAAUUUUCUCAACUUUUUUCCAUAGGAACGUGGAGCUGUAUGACCGCAAUAUUCUACGUGGAACGUGAGAUGAUGCAUCACGUGAUGCAGACCUACGUCCCGACCGCCUUGAUUGUUGUCAUCUCUUGGUGAACAUCUUCAAAACUAGUCAACUCAAAAAAAAAUAUUUCCAGGUUCAAUUUCUGGUUGGAGAUUGACUCGGCGCCAGCUCGAGUGUCUCUCAGUAUCACCACUUUGCUCACGAUUUCCACUCAAGCGAACGCCGUCAAACUAGCCUUGCCUGAAGGUUUAGAGCUUUUUUUUUGCUGGAGAUCAUGGAGACGAGAUUUUCAGUGAGCUACAUGAAAGCAAUCGACGUGUGGAUGGGGUCAUGCAUGGUGAAAAAGAUGAUCCAGUUGAAAGAAAUCAUUCCUGUUUCAGGCGUUCGUUUUCGGAGUAAUGAUAGAGUUUACGAUAUGCCACUACGCCAAGAACCUGGAGAUGUUGCGAGGAGACGCGCAGCCGUCGUUGAUCGUCGACACGGCGCUUUCGACUCUUUUCGGCGCUGCUCGGGACAUCGACGACCUGGUGCGCAAAGUGGCUACGCUUGUAUGUUGCUUGUGCUUGCCCGCCUCACCAACAUUAUUUUUUUUUGUGUCCAUGUAAAUUGAGAUCCGAUUUUGGAGUUAAUUGAACCUGCUCUUGUAGGAUGUAAUAUAAUUAUUGCAUCACAAACUAUAGUGCGAAUGAAAGCUGAAUUUUGAAGAUCAUUAUUUUCAAAUUUUAAUAUAUUACAGCCGACGACUGGAAUCUGCAACAAGUCAGUAUACUGAAAAAAACUUUUUAAAUUUCAAAAGUCUCUUUGAAAAAAAUCGAUACAACUUUAUUUUUCAAUGAAAAAAAUAACUAUUAUUUUUUUAUAGAAGAACAAUUUUUAAAACACUAGUUUUCUGAAUUCCCACUUCAAAUUUAGAUAAUUAAACGUAAACCAAAUUCUUCUGAAUCUGAAAAUACUCUUUCUUCGUAGGGUAAAAUUUCAGACUUUGUUUACAUGGAUCCAACUUUUUUUCGGUUUCAAUAACUUUUUGUCAUGUUACACACGACUUACUCACUAACACGCAAACUGGCGCCUAACACAUUUUUUUAAAUUAGUCAUUUCAAAUUUCUGCGCACCUUUAACAUCUGAUAUAAUUGGCACAGCUUCACACUUUUCCGUUCUGUUCGAUUUCAGAUUGAAGAUCCAGAAAUUGGGGUUGGUUGAUGAUUUCUUUUGAUUUUUGGCAUGAAAGUCUCUAACUCCUCCUAACUGUCACUCUUUCAACUAUGAAAAGAAUCAAUGCAAUUAGCAUGUGCAAACUUUUUUCAUGCUUCAGCCGCAUGUGAGCAUCUAAUUUCGCUUUCUGACCAAUUGUCGAAUAGAAAUGAAAGUUUAAAACUGGAUUUAGAACGAGGAAGGAGUAGCUAUCCGAGCAGAUGGUAGUGAGCAACACAUUGCUCUGAAUAUGUUGAGCCCGGAAGUAAAUGAGCCUCGGCUCAGGUCUCUUCACGCCGAUAUCACUUCUAACGGCGCAAGGUUUGUCAAAUAACUGUUUGGUGGAUAAUUCCAAGGGAAGUCAAAAGUAAAGACACUUUAUUGUCAGAACAAGGCAAAUAAAUAGAGUACAGUUUGGGAAAAAAAAAUGAAAUCACAUUGGACAGACAACAGCUAAAAAUAAAGUUCAUAUGUUGCCCUAGCGAGCAAGGUUUCGGCUUACCUUUUUUCCGAUUCAUUUUUGAGGCAUACUGAGAAUAUCAAGAAUAGAAUUUGCUCACAGAAUGAAGAGAAAAACUUUCAGAUACUUCGUGGGAUCGGACCGAAUGAAGCGAAAAAGAUCCAAAGCGUCUCUUUCUCGAAUCCGACAGCAGGUAGCGAGUAUGCGGCACGCAGUGAGUGGCUUGCAACAUUUUCUGGGAUUCGAGUUUUUGAGAAAACUUUUCAAACUUUUUUCUCUGCUUUGGACAGAUAUUAUUUUCUAAGCGACUUGUGGAAAAUUUAACGAAGAAUCUCAUUUUUCAGUUAAGAUGGAGUGAUUUAUUCAUUUUUUCUAUUUUCAUCAUUUUGCAUGUUACUUUUUCAAAGUGUGUCUAUCAGAAUGAUGCAAAAAAAUUUCAAAUCGUCAUUUUUUAUUGUUGCCUGAGUGUUUUUCUUCAGUUGGAGACCUUCUUUUGCUCCGAUACUCAGUUUUUCAUUUCAAAUAUUUUCAAAUGUUUCUCAACUUCCUAAAAUUGAAAAAGCUGAAAUAAUUCAGACUGUCGACGUAUCACGAAGGGCUUUUAAUUGGACCCGCGCAUUGAGAAAUCUCAGAGGAAGGCGCGUCGCCCAAAGGAUCGACGAGAGGUCACGAAAUUUACCUUUCCCCUUGUUCACUGUUUCAAUCUUUAUCUAUAAAGAAGAGAACGAGAAUUACUUCCAGGUGUCGCAUCGUCUUCCCAGUGGUCUUCACUUUCUUCAACAUUGCCUACUGGAGCUUCUACUUGUGGUUCAACUAG